AUGGUUAGACUAUCAGACUUACCAGAUCAUUGUUUGCAAGAAAUCUUUAUUGAUCAUUUGGAUUAUGGAUUUGAAAAUUUGAAAGCGCUUUAUCGCAUAGACAAGCAGUUUGGUGGGUUAUUAAAGAAUUCCAUCGCCAUUGUGACAAAUGACAUCAAUUUACCAAACCAUGAAAUGACACUUGUUGAUGGCCUUGAUGAUUUGGACCUUAGGAUAGUGGAGAAGGCUGAUAGUCGAUUUAAAUACUAUUUUGUGAAUUAUAACCUUGAAAUGGGGUAUGAUUUGAAAAUUUUUGAACAAUUCAACGAGGUGCUAAAAAGAAAAUUUAAGGUCAACUUCUUCACACCAAAUUGUCAUAUAAAAAACUCAUUUCUUUCAGGUGUCUCAUUAAUGCAUCAUGAAAUAGAGAAAUACGAUAAAGCUACUGGGUUAUAUGCCAUAAAUGAGAACAAAGUAAAUCGUGGUAUUUUUAGCUCUGCAGAUGAUGUGUAUCUAUUGGGGAUGAAUGAAUAUUUUAUUGGAUCACCAGUGUCUAAUAACUUAGAAGAAGAGUUGAAAUUAAGGAAUAUGGAACCAAAAGCCAAUAGCAGAGGAAAUUACUUAUCAAAAAGUGAGAUUGUUAAGAAAUCAUUCAAGAAAUAUAUAAAAAGAUUACGCAUUACAAAUUAUGAUGCUCAUUUAACCAGUGCUACAUUCCAAGUUAAUAAUCUACAUUUACUAAACUUGGAAGAGCUUUAUCUGAACUCAGCUCCAGUAGUUGAAGAUGAAUUGUGCGUUAUCCGUGAAGAUAGCUUUAGUAUAUAUGAAGAUAAUUCGAAGCAAGAGGCUUUCAAGCAAUAUGGUUUGUAUUCCAUCUCUUAUUGUGAUUUUCCAAGUUUACAAAAGUUAAGAACAACAAAUUACACCAAAAUUGAAUCAUUCAAAAAUGUCAAGUGUAACUCAUUGAAAGAAUUGGAAAUAAGAAAUAACAUCUUACUUAAUAUUGAAAAUUGUGAGUUUUCAUCGUUAACUAUGUUGAAAAUCAGCUUAGUUUUUCAGUCCUACAAAAAAUUGUUUGAAAAUAAAAAGGUCCAGUUCGAUGAAGAGAUCAACGGAUUUUGUAAUAGAUAUUCUGUUCCAUCCCAUAAUAUUAAGUAUUUGAACUUUCUGAGAAUCAUCAACACAGAUUUCAAAAAAUUAGAAUGUUUAGUGGUGCCAAAUCUUAGAACCUUAAGUUAUUUUAACAGGAAAAGAUUACCACGAUUAUUAUCAGUUGAAGUUCAGGAUGAACCAAAUAUCAAUUAUAAAGUUGCUGUAUUUACAACGUUCCCUGGUGGUAUAUUCCACAAGAAUAAUUUACCAUAUACAGCAUUUCGCAAAACUAAUGUUGUUGGUUCAGAACAUUGGGCACAAGAUUUUUUCUAUGAUUUUAACAGUAUAUUUCUUGUUGAAAACAAGAAUAAAGUAAUGAAUUUAUUCAUACCAGUGACCAAAGAUGAAAUAUUUCAAGGAAGAAGCUUGCCUCAAAAUGAAAACUUUGUUGGAAUUACAACUUCUACUUCAGCAGCGUUUGUCCCUCAACAGCCAAUAGUAAGAUGUCAAACUUCAUACGGUGAUAUGAAUGAAACAAAUGUUUAUUAUUAUUGCUUGCUAGACAGAUAG
This is a messenger RNA of Hansenula ciferrii, 1641 nucleotides long. RefSeq lists its product as uncharacterized. The transcript has a single exon. Bases 1 to 1641 code for a protein of 546 amino acids. NCBI's taxonomy places the organism in Eukaryota, Fungi, Ascomycota, Saccharomycetes, Phaffomycetales, Wickerhamomycetaceae. The record is from RefSeq and is a predicted model, not a curated record.